GAUGUUAUUGUCGAGACAAAGAAGUGAAUUCACAGAUAUAUAGCAAGCUCUCAAUAAGAGUGAGGCAGUCUGAACAGUGACAUGAUCAGCCUGAAACCCGGAGGGAAUUUAGUUCUAAUUGGAAUUUGUGGAAUUGUUGGCGAUAAUAUUGAAUUAUUGGAAUUUACCUAACAUUGAAAUUGAGAGGAAUUUAAUUAUCUCUGAAUGCAAAGACUGACCUGGAAUUUGAAUGAAAUGGAAUUUCCUGGGAGAGGGAAUUGAAUUUUUGGAAUUAACCCCAACCCUGGUCUCCAGUCCAGUUAACUGUAUGAGCUUGGUCCGGUCCUGUCUAAGCUGACAGGGGAGUGGGUCCUGGGUGGGAGGGGAGUGGGAGGGGAGUGAUGGCUAAUUCAAAGCAGGGAUGUAAAAGUGUACACAAGAGGGCUUGGAAUAAAGUGCUACUAGCAAUAAAAGCCUGGAGACCUCUUGCGGUUUUCAUCACUUUUCCCCUUUGAUCUGGCAGCUUGUUUUAUCAAUAAACACAAUAAAUGGUUGCUUCCAUGAUUGUGGCCUCAGUGGCUUGUCUUGUUGCACAGGGUGUGAGAGAUAAUGGCAUUAAAUGCCUGUAGAUUGUUUUGCUUUGAGAAAGUAGCUACUCGAGCAAAACAUGCUGUUAAUUUAUGUUUUGAUGUCAGUCGUCCACCAAGGAUUUGUGUCAUCCUGUAGGAAUGUAUGAUUCAUAAUUUUAAAGUAGUUUCUUUCUCCUUAGUAUUUUGACUUCUGACCAAUUAUUUCUGAAGCUUAUUGGGAAAGUUUAGUUUGUGUUAGCAGAUUUGUGUAUAAAGUAGACUAAACUCAGAUGAUAAAACCAAGUGAAACAGAAUGGGUUUUCAAGCCCAAUAAAUCUAAAUGCAUAGCAAUAUUAAUGUAUUACAUAUGCAAAAGCAUGAGGUCACAGCAAAGGUCAAGGGUGAGUGACCCGCUCCAAACAAUUUUGCCUGUUCAUUCCAAAUGGAAUGAGAGAAAAGGCUCAACUCCCCCCACCCUCCCAACAUUCUUUCAGAUCUGAAGGCCUACAUGGAAAAUGACUUUCCCCCCACUUUUAGUGGAAGGAAAUCUACAACAACAGUUGUCUACAUUUGCAAGGUAACCUGGAGGAGACAGUUUGGCGUAAACAGUGAGCUGAAUAGUGUUUCUGUAUGUAUGGGCCAUGAGAAGAGAAGACUAGUGUUUUAACAGUGUCUUUGAGUGACGUUAAUGGUACCAGGAUGUCGCACUUCCAUAAAAAACCUGUGUGAGCCAUGUGAAUGUUUACAUGGAUGUUUUAGAUUUGUACUUGUUUGGGUUGUUUUACUCUAUUCUUCCUCUCCUAAGAGGAAUGGAAUGUCCAUAAAACAACAUUCAUCAUUAAUUUCUGAUCUAACCACAAUACCAUUAUGAUUUUCAAAUUGAAUUUAGUCAACUCAACAUUCUGCAAUCUGAAAACGCUUAUUGAAUAUUCAUUUUACGUUUGUUUUUAUUUCAGGCACUGUGAAGGUGAAAAGUAGUGGCAUUCAAGUUGGAGACCUUAUAAUCGUGGAAAAGAACCAGCGAGUUCCUGCUGACAUGAUCUUCUUAAGGACCUCUGAAAGAAAUGGCUCCUGCUUCCUGCGUACUGACCAACUGGACGGAGAGACGGACUGGAAACUACGCCACCCAGUGGCCUGUACUCAGAGGCUGCCCACUGCUGCUGAUCUUCUCCAGAUCAGAUCCUAUGUGUAUGCAGAGGAACCAAACAUUGACAUCCACAACUUUAUUGGCACUUUCACCAGGGAGGAUGGAGACCCUCCAGUCAAUGAGAGUCUCAGUAUUGAGAAUACCCUUUGGGCCAGCACUGUCAUCGCCUCUGGCACUGUGGUAGGAGUAGUUAUUUACACAGGCAAGGAACUCCGGAGUGUGAUGAACACCUCAGAUCCAAGGCACAAGGUUGGCCUAUUUGACCUGGAAGUGAACUGUUUAACCAAGAUCCUGUUUGGGGCUUUGGUGGUGGUGUCUCUGGUCAUGGUGGCCCUCCAACACUUUGCCGGCCAUUGGUAUCUGCAGAUCUUCCGCUUCCUGCUGCUUUUCUCCAACAUUGUCCCCAUCAGCUUGCGUGUGAACCUGGACAUGGGUAAGAUGGUGUUCAGCUGGAUGAUCAGAAGAGACUCCAAGAUCCCUGGUACGGUGGUCAGGGCCAGCACUAUACCUGAACAACUGGGACGCAUCUCCUACCUGCUCACUGACAAAACAGGGACUCUUACCCAGAAUGAGAUGGUGUUCCGUCGCCUCCAUCUUGGAACGGUGGCCUAUGGAAUGGACUCCAUGGACGAGGUGCAGAGCCACGUGUUCAGUGCCUACACACAGCCCUCUCAUGACCUCCCAGCAUCCAGAGUUCCGGCGGCCACUAAGGUUCGUAAGACCAUCAGCAGCCGUGUGCAUGAGGCGGUGAAGGCCAUCGCCCUGGUGCACUGUGUGACGCCCGCGUAUGAGGCCAACGGCGUGGCGGACCAGGCCGAGGCAGAGCAGCAUUAUGAGGACACCUGUAGGGUUUACCAGGCUGCCAGCCCAGACGAGGUUUCGCUGGUGCAAUGGACAGAGAGUGUGGGUCUGACCCUGGUCGGACGGGACCAGAACUCCAUGCAGCUGAGGACUCCUAGUGGACAGAUCCUGAACUUCACCAUCCUACAGAUAUUCCCUUUCACCUAUGUUAGCAAGCGAAUGGGAAUCAUAGUUCGAGAUGAGUCUACAGGAGAAAUAACCUUCUACAUGAAGGGUGCAGAUGUAGUGAUGGCAGGCAUCGUCCAGUAUAAUGAUUGGCUGGAAGAAGAGUGUGGAAAUAUGGCCAGGGAAGGCCUGAGGGUCUUAGUCGUUUCCAAAAAGUCUCUAACAGAGGAACAGUACCAAGACUUUGAGGCCCGAUAUGUCCAGGCCAAGCUGAGUGUGCACGACCGGUCUCUGAAGGUUGCCACGGUGAUCGAGAGCCUGGAGAUGGAGAUGGAGCUGCUGUGUUUGACAGGGGUGGAGGACCAACUGCAGGCUGACGUACGGCCCACCCUGGAGAUCCUACGUAAUGCAGGCAUCAAGGUGUGGAUGUUAACUGGAGAUAAGCUGGAAACAGCCACGUGCACGGCUAAGAAUGCUCAUCUGGUGACCCGCAACCAGGAAAUCCACAUCUUUAAUUCGGUGACGACACGAGGAGAGGCCCAUCUGGAGCUCAACGCUUUCAGGAGGAAACACGACUGUGCUCUGGUCAUAUCAGGGGACUCACUGGAGGUGUGUCUGAAGUUCUAUGAGUAUGAGUUUAUGGAGCUGGCAUGUCAGUGUCCUGCCGUGGUGUGUUGUCGCUGUGCUCCGACCCAGAAGGCCCAGAUAGUCCGCCUGCUGCAGGAACGCACUGGCAAACUCACCUGUGCUGUAGGAGACGGAGGAAACGAUGUCAGCAUGAUCCAGGAAGCCGACUGUGGCGUGGGAGUGGAGGGCAAAGAAGGGAAACAGGCAUCGCUGGCUGCGGACUUCUCUGUGACUCAGUUCAAGCACUUGGGCAGACUCCUCAUGGUCCAUGGGCGGAACAGCUACAAGAGAUCCGCCGGCCUCUCCCAGUUUGUCAUCCACCGGAGCCUGUGCAUCAGCACCAUGCAGGCUGUCUUCUCCUCUGUCUUCUACUUUGCGUCUGUCCCCCUCUACCAAGGAUUUCUCAUUAUUGGCUACUCCACCAUCUACACCAUGUUCCCUGUGUUCUCCCUCGUGUUGGAUAAAGAUGUGAAGUCAGAAGUAGCUAUGCUCUAUCCUGAGUUAUAUAAGGAUCUCCUAAAGGGUCGACCUCUGUCCUUUAAGACCUUUCUGAUAUGGGUCCUAAUAAGUAUCUACCAAGGCAGUAUCAUCAUGUAUGGGGCAUUGCUGCUGUUUGAGUCAGAGUUUGUCCACAUCGUGGCCAUCUCCUUCACCUCUUUGAUCCUCACGGAGCUGCUGAUGGUGGCGCUCACCAUCCAGACAUGGCACUGGCUCAUGAUCGUAGCCGAGCUACUCAGUCUGGCCUGCUACAUCGCCUCGCUUGUCUUCCUCCACGAGUUCAUAGAUGUAUAUUUCAUUGCCACGAUGUCGUUCCUGUGGAAGGUGACGGUUAUUACCCUGGUGAGCUGUCUGCCCCUCUACAUCCUCAAGUACCUGCGCAGACGCUUCUCACCUCCCAACUACUCCAAGCUCACCACUUAGAGAGGGAUGGGGAGGCAGCUGUCCCCUCUGCCGCCGCCACCAUACAGUACCUCCAUCCCUGCUUCUGUGCACUGGGAGAGAGGUCUCUGCUUUCACUCCUCCCUACCUCUCUCAUCUAAUGGAGCAUAUCUUUAUUUGGACCUAAAGGGUUCCCUUCCCCUUUAAUUUAUUCUUAAAGGUUAUUGUGUAAUUGGAAGACGUGUGUAGGAAGGUGUAGGAAGAAAAAAAGUUUGUUUUGAGAAGAGAGAAUGUUGUGCAAGUCUACAAUACUCCCCUUGUUUAGAUGUACAUAUUUGGUAUGUUUCCAGACUGAUUGGAUUGGUGGUUGGAUUGACUAUCGCUGGUUGGGAAUUCCAUACCACGUAGACUGAAGCUGGAACCGGAAUUCUGUGUUUUGCCAUGGUAACAUGUCUAGAAAUGUGUGAAUACCAUCAGGAAAUAGGUUCCAUAAUGUAUUAACAGAGGGCUAUGUGUGCCUCUUAAUCAUGGACUGACUCACCAAACAGGAUUUCUAUAUUUCCUAUAUUGUUGAUAUCUAAACAUCAGGCCUAUAGAACUGUAACAAGGAACGCCUGCUUGGAUUUGACUAACAUACUUGCAUAAAAAAAUAAUACAUGCUUGUCAGUCUGAAAUGCAUUGAAUUGGUAAUUAUGUUUUAAUUGCACAUAUUUCUUAAAACUAAUUGUUGUAGUUACAUUGGAAAUAUAGUGGGAAAUGUAAUUAUUUUAUAUUCCCCCCCUAAAAUUUUGACAUACAGUAUACUGUAAUAGUUACAUUACAGAUACAAAAAACUUUACGGCACAAUCUGUUAAUGGAUAACAUUGUUAUUGAAGUAGCAUUUCUCAAGGACUUUAUGGAAUUUGAUGUUAAAAACAGUUCUGAGGUUUAAAGAUGGAUGCGUGAACUGAUCAGUUCUGUUUGUGUAUGUGUUUGUGCGUCACUUAAAGAUUAUAACCCUACCAAGUGGAGGUGGCUUGGUGGUUCAAUAUAGCAUGGUAACCCACAGGCUCAGAUGUCAAAGUGUGUAUGUCUGUCAUUUCGUACUUCAGGGCGGCGAAUGGUAAAACAGUUUGUCUAAACUGAAGAGCAUGGUCAAUAUUCAGCCACUAACAAGAUGUUAUUUGUAGCCAAGACGUAUAUUCCACGUUGGCCCCCGGAUUAGCUGUGUCCUCUAGGCCAGGGUCCGUAGGCUACCCUGUCAUGUGGCCACUGCCCACUCCUGACGCCAGUUCUGGCCACACUGUAUCAUUGCAUGAUUCACUUUAGUUGUGACAUGAAGCCAAUUCAAGCCAUAGCUGAAAAUACUCUGACCACCGACUGGUUGACCCCUCGCCUACCCCCACAAUUCCCACUGCUUCUCCCCACAGACACAGACAUGUCUGGAAUAUAGAAUAACACUUCACCUGCUCAGAGUGGAUGGCCCAGGAGAAUGUGUUGACGUUCAAUAUGUAUUAGUACACAUUUGAAUAAAAAAAUACUAAAUUCCUCCCAUACUGUUCCUCCCAAUUCCUACCAUUCAGUAAAUUCAGAGACUGGUACUAAUGACGUUGUGUUGUAUUAUCUCCAUUUAUAUUAUUUUAGCUAAUUUGAUGCAUUAUAAAGAUGUAGCCUAAUACCAUGAUGGGGUUACUGUUAAAAUGUGUGAAUUAUUUGAGUCCAACAAUGCAUGCAGUGUGGCAUAACUACUAAUUCACUGAUUUAUUGUACAGUUCCCACUGGACACAGAUGUACAUUUCAUUGAAAUGACAUGAAAACAACGUUGAUGGAACCAGUGUGUGCCCAGUGUGUUGGAAUUACAGGCAUUUUGUAUUGUGUAAUCUACUGUACAUCUCCUUAUUUUAGUUGACGUUUCAAACAUUGAAACAUUUUGACAUGCCUUUUUUGCACAGAAUUUUGUUAGCACUGACAACUACUUUCUUUUAUAAUGUGAACUUUGGAGGUUUCAAACCAUCAAUUGUGGUAGAAUGACACUGCAUAAUUGUAAAUAACCUAUUUUAUUUAUUAACCUUGAUCAUUUUGUGUUGGUAUAAUUGCACUCUUAUCAGCAGAACAACAAGGAGGAUAGUAUUGAAUUGUGGAUAUCAGUGGUGAUCAAAUAAAUCUUAAUGUUUUUUUC
Molecule: messenger RNA, 6325 nt
Organism: Oncorhynchus tshawytscha (Chinook salmon)
Lineage: Eukaryota; Metazoa; Chordata; Actinopteri; Salmoniformes; Salmonidae
Product: probable phospholipid-transporting ATPase IIA
Exons: 25
Coding region: 1585-4209 (874 amino acids)
Biological process (GO): retrograde vesicle-mediated transport, Golgi to endoplasmic reticulum; phospholipid translocation; endocytosis
Cellular component (GO): trans-Golgi network; plasma membrane; endosome
Molecular function (GO): ATPase-coupled intramembrane lipid carrier activity; magnesium ion binding; ATP binding
Source: RefSeq, a predicted model, not a curated record